Messenger RNA from Alnus glutinosa, 746 nucleotides. RefSeq names its product bet1-like SNARE 1-1. Lineage: Eukaryota; Viridiplantae; Streptophyta; Magnoliopsida; Fagales; Betulaceae. Bases 205 to 576 code for a protein of 123 amino acids. The record is from RefSeq and is a predicted model, not a curated record. The transcript is spliced from 6 exons.
AGGAUGACUCCCUCCCUAAAACCACUAUAUCUAUGUAUAUUAUAUGAAUCGCUCUGCCCCUUCUUUUUGGCUUUCUCCAUUCACCUUCCUCUAACACAGUAAAACCCCGCGGGCUUCCCUCCAAAGAGUUUGGAAGAUCGAAAAGUUCGGAUUAGGAUUACAAGAAGCAGAGGCGGGCAUAUAGAAUACGUGAUCCCGUGAGCCAUGAACGCCAGAAGAGACUACCGUAAUAACAGAGCUGCUCUUUUUGAUGGAAUCGAGGAGGGUGGCAUCAGGGCCUCAGCAUCUUACUCCUCCCAUGAAAUUGAUGAGCAUGAUAAUGAAAGAGCAGUAGAUGGAUUGCAAGAUAGAGUCAUUUUACUGAAGAGAUUGUCAGGUGAUAUAAAUGAGGAGGUGGAGGGUCAUAAUCGCAUGCUAGACAGAAUGGGCAACGAUAUGGAUUCAUCAAGGGGAGUCUUGUCAGGAACAAUGGAUCGUUUCAAGACGAUAUUUGAGACCAAGUCAAGCCGAAGAAUGUUUACACUUGUGGCAUCAUUUGUUGUGAUUUUCCUUGUCAUAUACUAUCUCACUAGGUAAUCAAUCUGUGAUGGGAUUUGAUGCAGCUUCGCUUACCUUUAUGCUAGACUGGGAAGACUCGUUUUCACUACAUUACUGUAAUCAAUGUUACUCACUGCCUGUAGGGCAUUUGCAUGUAUUGAAUAGUUGUUGAACCCAUGGCAUGGUUGGCAGUUAAUGUGCCUUUUGCA